AACGCCCCACCCGGCCACCCCUACCCGAAGCUCUCUGCUGCUGCCGCUGCCGCCGCGCCGCGCUUCCCAUAAAAAAAAAAAACGCACGGAAACAGAUAACAAAAGCGCGAGUCGGAGUCGCUGAACAGCACAGCGCAGCCGCAGCGGAAGACGGAACCCGCUCUUCCCCACCCAACCCAACCAGAACCUGCUCCGCAUGGCACCGAAGCGCCCCGCCGAGGAGGCCGACGCGGCGGCGGCGGCGGCGGCGGCGGCGGGGGGAUCGGCCUCCGAGGGCUCCGACGCGGAGGCGUCGGCGGAGGCGGCCCGCGGGCACGGGUCGUCGCCGUCCCCGUCCAAGACGCCGCCGCCCGCCAACCCUAACCCUAAGUCCGCCGCCGCGCCUCCCUCCGCGGUCGCCGCCCCCGCCUCCGCCGCCGGAUCCGACUCCGGCGCCGCCUCCGACUCGCCCAGGGCCGCCGGCAACCCCAGCGGGCCGCGCUCCAUCGAGGUCAACUCCGACUCCGAGGACUCCGCGCUGCCCCUGGCGUCCGACGCCUACGCCGACCAGGCCGCCGCCGCUGGCGCCGGCGCCGGCGCCGACUCCGACGACGGCAACACCUCGCCGCUCCCGCCCCCGCGCCCCUCCCGCGCCGAGGCCGCCGCCAUCAAGCCCAUCAGCUCCCGCCCCAUGGACCCGCCGCCCCGCCGCUCCGCGGGCGGCUCCGAGCCGCGCGCCAAGCGCCCCCGCAGCGCCGCCGUGGCCUCCUCCGCGGAGCACUCGAAGCGCCCGUCGCGUGUCUGGAGCCAAGCCGACGAGCUCGUCAUCCUCCGCGGCCUCAUCACGUACCGCACCAAGCGUGGGGUGCUCCCUGGCUCAACGCAAGACAUUGGAAAGCUCCACAGCUACAUCCGUGGCCAGCUCAGUGCUAAGGUAUCAACUACACAGCUCAGUGACAAGGUCCGGCGCCUCAAGCAGAAGUAUCAGAUGCUCGCAACACGCGCCAAGACUGGGAAGGAAGUAUUCCCCACUCCGCAUGACCACAAUAUCUACCAGCUUGCCAAGAAGGUCUGGGGGACAAUGAGUACUGCUGGUGAGGGAGGAGGAAGUGGGUAUGAUAAUGCUGAUGCUGGUGAGAGCGAAGAGGAGCAAUAUGGCAGAGAGAGCGAUGAUGAUAUGGAGAGUGGGCGGGAUAACCGUCACCGCAAGAAUCAGAGAUCAGUGCCAGUCACUAUGGCAAAUGGCAAUGGGACUGGGAUCGGUGCUGUGAAUGCCAUUGUGAGAGGGAGGAGUGAGUUUGAGAAAGGGAAGGAUGUAUAUCCUUACCUGUGGGAAACAGUUGAGGAGCUGUCCAGCCAACAUCCAACUGGAGCAGUGUUCAAGAAGGCGUUUGAGUUGCUUGAAGGAUCGAAAGCACAGGUGAUGGAGGAAAAGCUGCGGAAGUUCAGGCUGACUGAGAUGAGACAGCAGUUGCGUCGGAUGGACCUGAUGAAGGACACACUGAGUAUGGUGCUUGAUGCCCUGGAGAUGGCUGACUGAGUCCAUGGGUGAUAUCUGGUGAGUAGUGCAUUGUUAAAAGGGGGAAAUUAGUGUCUUUUUCUUUUCUAGAUAGAAUCUCUGUGGUUAAUUACUUACCUUUAUGGACAAGGUUGCACAUUCCUCAGUCAAAAGUUAGGGAUAGAACAAGUUAUGGUGUUCUCCUUGUUAUUCUGAACCAAUGUAUUUUAUGAUGCUUAGGUGCUAACUUUGUGCUAUAUACUAUAACAUUUCUGUUGUUUGUUUAAAUGUGCGCCAAUGCAUCUUUGUUAGUGUUUUUUUUCAA
Oryza sativa Japonica Group (Japanese rice) is the source of this 1802-nucleotide messenger RNA. Its product is annotated as STOREKEEPER protein. Gene Ontology annotation, cellular component: nucleus. The record is from RefSeq and is a predicted model, not a curated record. Gene Ontology annotation, biological process: regulation of DNA-templated transcription. Lineage: Eukaryota; Viridiplantae; Streptophyta; Magnoliopsida; Poales; Poaceae.